AUGACGCUGUACGAGAAGAACCUGAACGACGCAAUUACCGUCGUCAAGGCGAAACCAGGUUACAAGGCCUUCGCAUCGCUCGUCGGCGCAAUUCUGAAGCAAUCUCAGCUGAAGAGUCUCGUCCAGCAGAACCUGACCAUCUUCGUUCCCAACGACAAAGCUCUUACCGAAUUCAACCUCACCCAGUACGCCACCGCCGACCUCCUUAAAGUCGUCAAGUUCCACGCCGUCAAGGGCACCUACACCUUCGCGCAGCUACAGGCUCUCGCCGCUUCCGGCGGGAAGCUCCAGACGACCUUCGGAAUGCCGAUCACGCUGACCCCGACGAAGAAGGGCGUCGGCAUGUUCGGCAUGGAGAAGAUCGGCGCCGCUGUCCUCGAUAAGGACAUCUCCAUUAAGCCGACGGUGGUCGCGCAGGGAAUUUCCCGCGUGCUUAAGCCUAAGGGGUUCGUUAUCAAGGGCGCGAGCGCGGUUCCCCCGACGACUAAGUCACCCUCGACCAAGUCUCCGACUCCUACGACCACCCCGCCCAAGACUCCGAAGACUCCCAAGACCCCCAAGACACCUAAGACCACCGCCUGA
Messenger RNA from Closterium sp. Naga37s-1, 582 nucleotides. NCBI's taxonomy places the organism in Eukaryota, Viridiplantae, Streptophyta, Zygnematophyceae, Desmidiales, Closteriaceae. The record is from the annotation of a GenBank genome assembly.